AUGACGGCCGAAAAACAAAUGCCGUACGACAACGUCGUCCACGCUGAGGCGACGCCUUCGGAUGAUGGCGUCAUCACCAAGCGCACAGGCUCCCUCGAUAAUGCCAACCUCAUGAAUGAGGCUUACGUUGGGGAGAACCGCGAACAUGAGCAGACCGUGUGGCAAGCCAUCAAAGCACAGCCGUUGGCGUGCCUCUUCGCCAUCGGAAUGUGCUUCACUAUUGUCAUGGAAUGCUACGACAUGGUCUUGAACGGAAACUUCGUUGCGCUCAGGCCUUUUCAGGAAAGGUACGGCGUUCCGGUCGGAUUAAAGGAUGGGGUCAUGCAGUACGCAAUCGAAACGAAGUGGCAAAGUGCACUUUUCCAGAGUGGACAGUGCGGCGCUCUUAUCGGUGUUCUGAUUGCCGGUCCCAUCACCAACCGAAUUGGGUAUCGAUGGUCUACCAUCGCUGGCUUGAUCAUGAUGAACGCAACAAUCUUCAUCUGUUUCUUCGCAGAAUCGCUGGCUGUGUUGACGGUCGGACAGCUCUUUGAAGGUAUACCAUGGGGUAUUUUUAUCGCAAACUCUCCUGCCUAUGCGAGUGAGAUCGCGCCGCUCGCUCUGAGAGGAGCAAUCACCGCUACACUACAGUUGGCUUGGUCUGUGGGCGGCGUAAUUGUGGCUGGUACGACUUAUGCCAGCAACCAGAUUACCGAUGAAAAGUCUUGGAAGAUUCCCCUCGCAAUCCAAUGGGUCUUCCCUACCCCGCUAUUGAUUCUGAUGCUCUUUGCACCUGAAUCGCCAUGGUGGCUCGCGCGAAAGGGUCGCAAGGCCGAAGCUAUGAAAGCGCUCGAACGCCUCGGCGACGGCAAUGCUCUACACACACAACAAGCUCUCGCUGUCAUCGAGCGUACCAUUGAAAUCGAGGAAUCACACGGAACCAAAGCAAGAUUCCUCGAUCUCUUCAAGGGAACAGAUCUUCGACGAACCCUCAUCUGCUGCGGAGCCUAUGCUUCCCAGAAUUUCGCGGGUAAUCUCAUUGCCAAUCAGGCGGUCUUCUUCUUCGAACAGGCGGGUAUCAGCCACGACAAGGCUUUUGAGCUCAAUCUGAUCAACUCUUGUCUUGCAAUCAUCGCCAACUUGGCAGCACUGUUCUUGACCAAUUGGUUCGGUCGACGUACCAUCUACCUCUGGGGCACCGCAACCAACAUUGUGUUCCUGAUGAUUCUAGGCGUCGCUGCAAGCAUUCCCCAGUCCCAGGCAACCAACUAUACACAAGCCAUCCUCGGAAUAUUGAUCUCAUUUGUGUAUGCUGGAGCGAUGGGACCAACCACCUACACUAUCAUUGCCGAGACAUCAUCACUCAAGCUACGAGCCCUGAGUACCGGAAUCGGUCGAGCGGCAUACUACAUCUGCGAGAUUCCAAUGAUCUAUCUCGCCAGUCAGCUUCUCAACACCACAGGUUGGAACGUCGCUGGAAAAUGCGGCUAUGUCUGGGGUAGCACUGCCCUUGUCUGCUGGGUAAUUGGAUAUUUCUUCCUGCCAGAGAUGAAGGAUCGUUCGUACAGAGAACUCGACAUUCUGUUCAACAGGAAAGUACCUGCAAGAGCUUUCAAAAAGACGGUCAUCGAUGUCAAGGACAACGAGUAA
Molecule: messenger RNA, 1629 nt
Organism: Cyphellophora attinorum
Lineage: Eukaryota; Fungi; Ascomycota; Eurotiomycetes; Chaetothyriales; Cyphellophoraceae
Product: General alpha-glucoside permease
Exons: 6
Coding region: 1-1629 (542 amino acids)
Biological process (GO): carbohydrate transport; transmembrane transport
Cellular component (GO): membrane
Molecular function (GO): carbohydrate:proton symporter activity
Source: RefSeq, a predicted model, not a curated record